AUGGAAAGAGUUUCUGAGCUUAAGAAACUUCCUAGUAAAGGUCCUGUCUCAAGAAGACAAUACUUAGACUUGGAAACUAGAGAUACUUCCAAUGGUGUGCAUUUAGAGUCUUUAAGAGAACGAGCUGCGAGAUACAACAACAAUGGAAGAUCAGUGAAUCCAACUACGACUUUAGGGAGAGAGCUAAGCCAAGUUCUGAAUGUGCAUAGAGAAGAGAUGUUGAUGAAUGAAUUUCAGGAGUUUGAGCCUGUGGUUUCGUCUGUUCGAACGAUGAAAUCAAAGUAUCCUUUACUAGAGAUUGAAGAAACCAUGGCUGGUGAUUACGAUGUUACUUUUAAUGAUAUCUCUGAAGAAGCUGGUUCUAGCUCAUUCCGUGGCGUUAGUCAUCCUCCUGAGCCUGAUGAUAUGGAUCUUAUAACUACUGUUUAUGUUCCCAUCGCCGAAAAAAACAAACCUGAUUCGGUUUGCUUGAUGAGGAGUAUGUCUACUACUAGUAAAGGACCGUUUAUUGAGGAUCUCUCGCUCUGUGUUCCUUCGAAGAAGCCUAGUCCGGGAAUACUCUCACCUGCAGAGAGUAUAGUCGAGGAGCCUGCUCUGUUCUCUCGUGCAUCGCAGAACACGGAAAACUCUUUGAUACCGCAAGAUUCAGACAAGGAAUGUGUUUGGGAUGCUUCUCUGCCUCCUAGUACCAAUGUGAGCCCACAUAGCAGUAGUGUCGAGAGUAUGAAUUUCGCUCGGGCUAUGAGUAUUGCGAAUAGCUCUUCUGGGACAAGUAGUACGCAGCGGAGUGAUGUUGUGCUUAGUAUGGACAAGAACUACUGUGACAGGAGUAUCAGUAUGGUGAUGGAUUCUUUCGAAAGUGCCAAGACGAGUGCAAGCAGAGCAAGCGAUAGUAGCGGCCUAAGCGAAGAGAGUAGCUGGAGCAAUUUCACGGGAAGUCUUAAUAAGCCACACAAAGGGAAUGAUCCUAGGUGGAAUGCUAUUUUGGCUGUCCGGACUCGAGAUGGGAUUUUAGGGAUGAGCCACUUCAAGUUGCUGAAACGAUUAGGUUGUGGUGAUAUCGGGAGUGUCUAUCUAGCUGAGUUAAGCGGAACUCGGUGUCAUUUUGCUGUCAAAGUGAUGGAUAAGGCGUCUCUUGAAGACCGGAAAAAGUUGAAUCGAGCUCAGACCGAGAGGGAGAUUCUACAGCUAUUAGAUCAUCCGUUUUUACCGACAUUGUAUACUCAUUUUGAGACAGACAGAUUCUCGUGUUUGGUCAUGGAAUACUGUCCUGGAGGUGAUCUGCACACUUUAAGGCAACGCCAACCCGGGAAACAUUUCUCAGAGUAUGCUGCUCGAUUUUACGCUGCAGAGGUGUUGCUAGCGCUCGAGUAUCUCCACAUGCUUGGUGUUGUUUACAGAGACUUGAAACCCGAGAAUGUUUUGGUUCGAGAUGACGGUCACAUAAUGCUUUCUGACUUCGAUCUCUCCCUGAGAUGCGCGGUUUCUCCAACACUGAUCAAAACAUUCGACUCUGAUCCAUCUAGACGCGGCGCAUUCUGCGUUCAACCGGCUUGUAUGGAGCCUACAUCAGCUUGCAUCAUCCAACCUUCAUGCUUCUUACCGCGCAGCAUCUUUCCGAACAAAAACAAAAAGAACAAGACCCGUAAAACACAGACGGAUUUCUUCAGAUCACACUCCGGUUCUCUCCCGGAGCUAGUAGCUGAACCUAACACAAGGUCCAUGUCCUUUGUUGGAACACACGAGUACUUAGCUCCAGAGAUCAUCAAAGGAGAAGGACAUGGAAGCGCAGUGGAUUGGUGGACUUUUGGUAUCUUCGUCCACGAGCUCCUAUACGGUAAAACCCCGUUUAAAGGAUCAGGAAACCGAGCUACUCUCUUCAAUGUAGUUGGAGAACAGCUGAAAUUCCCUGAGUCACCAGCGACUAGCUACGCAGGGCGGGACUUGAUUCAAGCAUUACUAGUAAAAGAUCCAAAGAACAGAUUAGGUACAAAAAGAGGAGCAACAGAGAUAAAGCAGCAUCCAUUCUUUGAAGGAGUGAAUUGGGCAUUGAUAAGGUGUAGUACUCCUCCUGAAGUACCGAGACAAAUGGAGACCGAACCGCCUCCAAAGUAUGGACCGAUCGAUCCGGUUGGGUUUGGUAGUAACAGCAAGAGGAUGAUGGGACCACCACCAGUAUCAGCAGCAGCAGAUACCAAAUCUGGUGGUAAAUUUCUAGACUUUGAGUUCUUCUAA
Molecule: messenger RNA, 2235 nt
Organism: Arabis nemorensis
Lineage: Eukaryota; Viridiplantae; Streptophyta; Magnoliopsida; Brassicales; Brassicaceae
Source: the annotation of a GenBank genome assembly